Tarenaya hassleriana is the source of this 338-nucleotide messenger RNA. Its product is annotated as defensin-like protein 21. Gene Ontology annotation, cellular component: extracellular region. The record is from RefSeq and is a predicted model, not a curated record. NCBI's taxonomy places the organism in Eukaryota, Viridiplantae, Streptophyta, Magnoliopsida, Brassicales, Cleomaceae. The transcript is spliced from 2 exons. Bases 17 to 310 code for a protein of 97 amino acids. Gene Ontology annotation, biological process: defense response to fungus.
GAAAAAAAAAAAAGAAAUGUGGAGAACAAAAUCUGUCUCAUUUGUUGUGCUGCUUAUGGCUCUUGCCCUAUGCAUUGGAGCGGAGGAAGCGGUGGGAGAGGAGGAAAUAAACGGGCCGGAUUAUGGGCCGAGAUCGGAGUCGAGAUGCUGCAUGGAGCAUCCGCAGCUGGGACGAUGUCUGCCGGGGCACGACGACAAUCCCAUGACGAACGGCAGAUGCUGGGAUUUCUGUGUUAGCGGUUGCAGUAAAGGCGGCUUUUGCAAGUGGUUUGGUCACCUCCACAAGCACGAGUGCCAUUGCUAUUGCUAACCCCCCCUUUUUUCAAAUUUAAAAAAUA